Messenger RNA from Hibiscus syriacus, 789 nucleotides. Its product is annotated as superoxide dismutase [Cu-Zn]-like. The coding region runs from base 101 to 559 and encodes 152 amino acids. Gene Ontology annotation, biological process: removal of superoxide radicals. Gene Ontology annotation, molecular function: superoxide dismutase activity; copper ion binding. Lineage: Eukaryota; Viridiplantae; Streptophyta; Magnoliopsida; Malvales; Malvaceae. The record is from RefSeq and is a predicted model, not a curated record. The transcript is spliced from 8 exons.
UGCACAUUAAUCUUGCCAGAACUAUAGAAGCUUCCUACAAUCUUGUUUUGUUGUUUCUUUUUAUAGUCCGUAAAGGGGUGCUCUGAGAUCACAUACUAAGAUGGUGAAGGCCGUUGCCGUCCUUAGCAGCAGUGAAGGUGUUAGUGGAACUAUUUUGUUCUCCCAAGAUGGAGAGGGUUCAACAAUUGUGACCGGGGAAAUUUCUGGUCUUAAGCCUGGACUCCAUGGCUUCCAUGUUCAUGCCCUUGGGGACACUACUAACGGUUGCAUGUCAACUGGGCCCCAUUUUAAUCCUGCUGGAAAAGAGCAUGGUGCUCCACAGGAUGAGAACCGCCAUGCUGGUGAUCUAGGAAAUAUCACUGUCGGUGAUGAUGGUACUGCAAAUUUUUCUAUCAUCGACAGCCAGAUCCCUCUCAAAGGCGCGAACUCCAUUAUCGGAAGAGCUGUUGUAGUCCAUGCAGAUCCUGAUGAUCUCGGCAAGGGAGGCCAUGAGCUUAGCAAAAGCACAGGAAAUGCUGGUGGCAGAGUAGCUUGUGGUAUUAUUGGUCUGCAAGGGUAAAAUCUGAGCCAUGGUGAGCAGAAAAUAAUAGAUGCAGGGGCCUUGAGAGCUGUUUAUGUGAGGUAAAAACUGUGUUAAUAAGAGUCGGUUGUUGGUGUACUUUGUUUUGUGUUUGUCAUUUGAAAAGAGUACUCUUUUGUUGGCGGCCUUUGAAAUUUAGAAGUGUUUUGCGUUGGAACUUUAAUGCAUAAUUUCUAUGUUGCUCUGUAGUUUUCAUUGGUUUUGCUUAA